UGGUUUGUUUUACUAUAAAUCAUAGAUCAAAUUUAUAAAAUGAAGGAGCAGAUUUCCCUCUAAAUAUUGUCUCUCAAUCUACCCAUCUUAGUUAGAAUUUUCUGUGCUUCUGAACAUGGCUAUUAAAAACACGGGCAGACAGCUUUGUUUAUGACAUUUCUGCGCUUUGACGUUGCUCGGAAAUAAAUCUGCUGCUAGAAACUUUAAAUCACCCCUAAGGGUUGAAACUUUUCGUAGACGCAAGCCCCUGCUUUUUUGUAUUCUGCAUUAUAAUUACAGCACCGCUUUAAUCCGUAGGCAUAAUGAGUUUCUCAGAAAAACAAGAUAGUGUUUCAAAAGAUGAGUGGGUCGCAAAACUAGAGGAGGGCUCCCAUAUUCAGCGAGUUUCUAUGAACAAUCUAAUUAUGAAUUACUUGGUCACUGAAGGGUUUAAAGAAGCUGCAGAGAAGUUCCAACAGGAGUCUGGAGUUGGUCCUACCGUGGAACUCAAUUCUUUGGAUGAUCGAAUUCGAAUUCGUGAUGCUAUCCAAAAUGGUCGAAUUCAAGAAGCUACAGAUCUAGUUAACCAACUGCAUCCAGAGUUAUUGGAUAAUGACAGAUAUCUUUAUUUUCAUCUGCAGCAGUUGCAUUUGAUUGAACUUAUACGUACUGGCCGUAUUGAAGAAGCACUGCAAUUUGCUCAGAACCAAUUAAGUGAAGCUGGUGAAUCUGAUGAUAACAUUUUGAGUGAAUUGGAGCGUACCCUUGCUUUACUAGCAUUCGAUGAACCUCACAAAAGUCCCUUUAGUGAUUUAUUACAUCCUACACAUAGACAAAAGAUAGCCAGUGAGUUGAAUGCAGCCAUAUUGAAGAUGGAAUACAGAGAAUCGACUAGUCCAAGGCUGAAUAAUCUUUUGAAAAUGAUACUUUGGGCACAGGAUGAAUUGGACAAGAAAAAAGUGAAGUAUCCGAAAAUGACAGAUUUAGGAAGUGCCACCAUUGAGACUCCUAAGUAAUUUAAUGUGUGUAAGAGAAAAAGAAAUAUCAGAAUCUUAUUUAUACGUUAGGUUAUCAGAAAUAUUUGUGAUUUUAUUAUAUUAUUAAUGUCCAGUAGAAAAUUGCAAUCUUGUAUAAGGACAGUAAAAGUACGUGAUUGAUUUUGAAGAAAUAUAUACGAUUGACAUUAGUCGUUUAUUUUUAACACAAAGAAUAUCUACAAUCUCAUGGCUUUGACUUGAUUUGUUAAUAAAGACUAAGCACUGCAUUGAAUACUA
Messenger RNA from Cephus cinctus (wheat stem sawfly), 1253 nucleotides. RefSeq names its product glucose-induced degradation protein 8 homolog (gene Hou). The coding region runs from base 303 to 995 and encodes 230 amino acids. The record is from RefSeq and is a predicted model, not a curated record. Gene Ontology annotation, molecular function: protein binding. NCBI's taxonomy places the organism in Eukaryota, Metazoa, Arthropoda, Insecta, Hymenoptera, Cephidae. Gene Ontology annotation, biological process: proteasome-mediated ubiquitin-dependent protein catabolic process. Gene Ontology annotation, cellular component: cytoplasm; nucleus. The transcript is spliced from 4 exons.